AAGACCAACGAGGUGGCAAAGGUGACAGCCGAACUUGAUAGCACCAUGACCAAGCUCGGGUGCUGCCAGAGAGAGAAGCAGUCCCUACAGGAGACGGUGUCUCAACUCACCGGGAACUAUGCAGGGCUACGAGCGGAACACUCGGCGAUGCAGCUGCUGCUUCAAAACGAGCAAGAGAAGUGUUUGCGGCUUGCAGAGUCUCUCCGCCAGAGCCAGGAACGGGAGGCAGAAAAGGACCAGCAGCUGCAGGACGCAGAGAUGAUGCGUCGUGACCUGCAUAACACGCUUCAAGAGUUGAAGGGAAACAUCCGCGUGUUCUGCCGGGUGCGGCCAAUGCUUCCCUCGGAGGAAAGGGAGGGCGAGCGUCCGAGCCACAUCUCGUUCCCAGACGAGAAGACUGUGGAGCUGGUUAAGCCAGACACGGAGAAGGUGAUGGCGUUCCCCUUCGACCGGGUCUUCCCGGGCUCCGCGACCCAAGCGGAGGUCUACGAGGAGGUGGCACACGUCGUACAGUCUGCGCUGGACGGCUACAACGUGUGCAUCUUCGCCUACGGCCAGACGGGAUCCGGGAAGACCUUCACUAUGGAGGGUCCGCCAGACCUGGACCUGGGCUGCCCAAACGACUCGCAGCUGGGGCUGAUCCCCAGGGCCCUCCAGCAGGUGUUCAUGUCGGCACAGGAGCUCCAAAACACCCAUCAGUGGGAGUUCACAAUGGUGGUGUCAUACCUGGAGAUCUACAACGAGAAUGUGCGAGACCUCCUGUCGACGCGCCCCCGGAGCAAGCAGACCGCCUGCCAGAUCAAGCAGGAGAAGGACGGCUCGAUGAUGGUGACCAACGCCACCAAAACAACUGUCACUUCUCCCGAGCAGAUCUACGAGCUGCUCCGGCGGGCUCGCAAGCAUCGGGCUGUCGGGUCCACCCAGUGCAACGAGCACUCCUCCCGCUCGCACUCGGUCUUCCAGCUCCGCAUCACGGGGACUAACCGCCGUACCGGUGUGGGCAGCCGAGGCCUGCUGAACCUGGUGGACCUGUGUGGCAGCGAUCGGCUAGACGAGUCCAAGGCAGAGGGUGCCAGGCUCCGGGAGACUCAGCACAUCAACCGCUCCCUCUCGAACCUGGGCAACGUCAUCCUGGCACUCUCCCAGAAGGCGGAACAUGUGCCAUACCGCAACUCCAAGUUGACCUUCCUCCUGAUGGACAGCCUGGGAGGGAACAGCAAGACCCUCAUGCUGCUCAACGUCUCUCCCCGUGAGAAGAACCUGGCAGAGACGAUCAACUCGCUGCGCUUUGCCACAACGGUGAACCAGUGCGACAUCGGGACAGCACAUCGGACUAUGCAGGCCUCAUCCCAUUAUUAAUGGCCUGCUGCCAUUUCAUCUUUUUAUCUAUUUUUGUAAACAGCCGGGUAAUGCCCAAUGGAUCAUCUUUUAACUAGCGUUUCAAUCUUUUUUUAGUCUAGUGCAUGUACAUACUGGCAGUUUUUAUGUAUAGUAUAUUUUUAUGGAUUUUAUGAAGUGUUACGUACUGUAACCUCAUGUACAUACUCAUUGUGUCGCGAUUUUAUGAAGUACCGAUUUUAUUUGACUUCCUGAGAUUCUCAUUUUUGCAAGGUUGGGCAGACACUUCAAGAUGGAUGUGUCUACUAGAUCUGUUCUUUCAGACACAUCCAUGU
Molecule: messenger RNA, 1673 nt
Organism: Ixodes scapularis (black-legged tick)
Lineage: Eukaryota; Metazoa; Arthropoda; Arachnida; Ixodida; Ixodidae
Product: carboxy-terminal kinesin 2
Exons: 9
Coding region: 46-1359 (437 amino acids)
Biological process (GO): microtubule-based movement
Molecular function (GO): ATP binding; microtubule motor activity; microtubule binding
Source: RefSeq, a predicted model, not a curated record